Messenger RNA from Megachile rotundata (alfalfa leafcutting bee), 3862 nucleotides. RefSeq lists its product as uncharacterized. Gene Ontology annotation, cellular component: nucleoplasm. Gene Ontology annotation, molecular function: RNA polymerase II cis-regulatory region sequence-specific DNA binding; DNA-binding transcription repressor activity, RNA polymerase II-specific. The record is from RefSeq and is a predicted model, not a curated record. Gene Ontology annotation, biological process: regulation of transcription by RNA polymerase II. Lineage: Eukaryota; Metazoa; Arthropoda; Insecta; Hymenoptera; Megachilidae.
GCUCUCGUUACUAUCGUUGCCGUUGGGUCAUCUAAUCGCCUCUGAAAUUAUCGUCUGGCCAGUGCAGAGUGACGAAACUCCCUCUAUCUAUCUAUCUCUCUCUGCCUCCGAUUUUCUGGUCUUUCUGUUUUAUCUGGAUUUUUCGAGGAUCGUUUACCGGUAUUUUCUCGCGAGUCUCUUUUGAAUCCGUUUCCGAUCGGUAUCCAGCGUGCUAGUCGGUUCUGUCAGCCGCGCUGAUCGCUAUCCCGGCGGCUGGCUGGUCAAGGUGAACGUCGCUGACGGGAGAGGAGGACGACGAGCGUCGCGCGAUCAUCGUGCCGCUCGUGACCGACACGGAGAGAUCUCGGCUUCGAUGAUCGCUCGAUCGGCUGAUCCUGCUGCACGUGAAUCACCGCUUCCAUCCGACUGUCUGGCACGUCGAAACGUUCGACGCACGACGAUCGACCAUGCGUGCGAUCGCGACCGAGUCCGAGAGUGGCGGACACGCGAGACGCCGACCGAAUCAGUGACCAGUUGCUUCGACGCUCGAUCCUGUGCCAAUUCGGAGGAUACGAACGUUGCUCGUGCUCGAACGUUUACCGGACUCUCGGAGUGUUCAAAGACUCGAUUACCCUCGAACGCGAUCUCGUCGAUUCUAAAUUACGAGCCUUCGCGUCUUUGCGCGCCAAAUCGCUUUCGACUAUCGCGAACGGUGUUCGAGUGUUCGAUUUAAAUAUCCGCGCUCUUUGUUCGAGAAUACCUAGAGUCGCCGACUCCGCGGAUGGAAGACUGACGAUUUUAUUUUAGUCUCGUUCGCGCGUCGCGUACGUUUAUCGAAUUUACCCCGCGAACGAGUGUCGACUCUCGCGGAAGGUGUUCGAGUGUUAUUCCAUUUAAAUAUCCGUUCAUCUCACGGUCGACGAUUUUUCGAAGAAUCGACGCGAGUAUUUUCCCUCGACUCGAUCGUAGAGCCUCGAUUCGAUUUAAAUAUACGUCGAGCGUGUUCUUUAUUCGAACGCCGCGUCGCCGACUCCGCGGGACCUUGAAGGCCGACGAUUCCCAAACUCGUCAAGCGCGAUCGUCUCGAACGUCUUCUGUUCGGACGAUUAACCGGCUCGAAGCGAAGGCUCGUGGUUAAAAAAAUCCUUUACUCCAUUAUGCCGACGAGAAGAUAAGUGAACGUUGAGAACAUUCGGAACGUCCAAGUGUCUCGUGCAGCGCUUCUCGCACCUGUGCAAAGGAAUCUGUUCGCGGCGAAAGUAAAGUGAUUCGGUUGUUUUCGUUCCUCGAAAGCCGUCGAUUCGUAAUCUAGUUUCGUGCAGAAAAAGGAGAAAAAGAGAGAGAGAGGGAAAGAGAGAGAGAAAGCAGCUAUCGGACUGGCAAGAGUGAACGUUAUCUCUGCUGUAGGUUUAUCGCGAUAUUCCUCUUUGGCUUGGUCGUCAUCGUCGUCAUCGGAACAGGAUCAUUUUCGUCGGUUGACAUGACGAGGAUAUCGGCGUCGAUCGGUGAUCUCGGAUCGUUAUUGGACGGUAUAAAGUUAAUCGCGACGAAUAAAACGAUCGAUUCUCGUUUAGCCACGUUAACCCGGCUUUCCAGCUUGGACCAGCACUGCUACAAAUGAUUGGUCUGUGGAACUUUGCAUAUUUCAGAGAUACUGGCGCGCCCUACGUAUUGUACAAGGACAACAUGGAGAGACCCCAGGGGCAAUGGGGCCCCGGGCCGGGAUCUCUCCAGGACGGGGGACUGUAUCCGCAGCAACAGCAGCAGCAGCAACAGCAGGGCUCCUCCUCGUCCGGCAGUCCACAGCAGGCCUGUGGUCCUCCCGUCGAAGGAGAAAGCGGUCCCCCGCCUUCGUUGGCCUCUCCAGUGCCCUCGCCGUACCCCUCGGCACCGCCUGAGCCUCAAGCCUUAACCCCACCCGACGACGAUAUACAAUCGAGCCAAGCCACCUCGCAACAGCAGCAGCAACAACAACAACAGCAACAGCAGCAGACGCAACAGCAAGUGCAACAGCAGCAGCAGCAGCAGCAACAGCAGCAGCAGCAACAACAACAGCAGCAGCAGCAGGUUCAGCAGCAGCAGCAACAGCAACAGCAACAACAGCAGACGCAGCAGCAGGAUCAUUCGCCUCAGCAACAACUGACGCCGCACGAAGUGGACCGCGCGGACUGUUUCCCUGGCGCCGGGGAGCUGCAGCAGUACCCGCAGCACUAUUUCAAAGAGGCGAGGCCGCAUCCGUCGCCAUCGGUGCCCCCGCACAUGCUCACGCCCGGCGGCUUUUCCGCGUUGCACUAUCUGAAGCAACCGGGCGUGAUGCUGACGUCCCUCGGGCAAGGGGACGGCGGGCCCAGCCUGGAUCCGCAUCAGUACGCGAGCCCCGGGGCACCGAACAUGACCACCGGUCUGCCCGAUAUCGUUCAGCAGAGCGGCAAGUCGGGCAAGGGGGCGAACAGCGAUCUACGUUUGUUCAAGUGUCUGACGUGUGGGAAAGACUUUAAACAGAAGUCGACGUUGCUGCAACACGAGCGGAUCCACACGGACAGUCGGCCGUACGGGUGUCCAGAGUGCGGGAAGCGGUUCAGGCAACAAUCGCAUCUAACGCAGCACCUUCGCAUACACGCGAACGAGAAGCCGUACGCUUGCGUGUACUGCGAGCGUACGUUCCGGCAGCGUGCCAUCCUCAACCAGCAUCUGCGCAUCCACUCGGGUGAGAAGCCAUACCAAUGUCCGGAGUGCGGAAAACACUUCCGUCAGAAGGCGAUCCUGAAUCAGCACGUCCGCACACACCAAGACGUGAGCCCGCAUCUGAUCUUCAAGAACGGGAUGACGCCGACGCUCUGGCCGCAGGACGUGCCGUUUCCGCCCGAGGAGGGCAAAGAGGAAGUGGCGUCGACGUUCGGCGACACGGACACCCAAUCGGGCGCGUUCAGCCCGGCCCCGGACGCUAAUUCCAUCCAGUAUCCCGCGUACUUCAAGGACCCGAAGGGCGGUAAUCACGCGGUGUUCGGUCCCGGGGGCACGGGCAGCUUCGGCGCCCUUCAGUACAUCAAGCAACAGGGCGGCACCAAGAGCUGUUUACCGGACGUGAUACAACACGGUCGCUCGGCGGGGAUGCCGUUGUACGUCCGAUGUCCGAUCUGUCAGAAGGAGUUCAAGCAAAAGUCGACGUUGUUGCAGCACGGUUGCAUACACAUCGAGUCGAGACCGUACCCCUGUCCGGAAUGCGGCAAGAGGUUCAGGCAACAGUCGCAUCUGACCCAGCACCUCCGCAUCCACACGAACGAAAAGCCGUACGGCUGCGUGUACUGCGGACGCAAUUUCCGCCAACGUACCAUCCUGAACCAGCAUCUGCGCAUCCACACGGGCGAGAAACCGUACAAGUGUCAACAGUGCGGCAAAGAUUUCCGUCAGAAGGCGAUACUGGACCAGCACACGCGCACCCAUCAAGGCGACCGACCGUUUUGCUGCCCCAUGCCCAACUGCAGGCGGCGAUUCGCCACCGAGCCCGAGGUGAAGAAGCACAUCGACAACCACAUGAACCCGCACGCGGCCAAAGUGCGCAGGAAUUCGAGCAGCGACUCGAAACCGCCCGGCACGCCNNGGCUGGGCCCGGUGCCGGUCCCUAGGGGUCUCACGCCGACGGUCGUCAAGCCGGAGCUCUACUUCCCGCAGUGUUACGCGCCCGCGUUCAAUCAUCAGCCCCCGGUAUCGACGGCGCAGUUCCCGGCCCAAGCGAACGGAGUGACCGUCGCCGGCGAGUUCAAACCACCGACUGGUCUGCCGCCGCAGUGACUAACCGUCCAUCCUGCCGCCUACUAGCAAGCAGGAAUACCGCUGAGGUUUCAGCGAUGCUUCGGUCACGCGUUACAGACCGACGCUACGU